Molecule: messenger RNA, 5020 nt
Organism: Trichomycterus rosablanca
Lineage: Eukaryota; Metazoa; Chordata; Actinopteri; Siluriformes; Trichomycteridae
Gene: dennd2c
Product: DENN/MADD domain containing 2C
Exons: 19
Coding region: 439-3282 (947 amino acids)
Source: RefSeq, a predicted model, not a curated record
CAUCUUUUAUUACUUAAUAAUUCAUAAACAAAACUUGGUCUUAUUUUAUCUAUUUUUAUUUUAUUUUUACAUUAUCUCAACAACGGCUGGUCACACGGACAAGUCAGCCAAGUGCAUUCAUUUCCAGGAGUAAAACUCAAUGUAAAUGUGAGGCGACACUGGUUACAUCAGUAAGCAUUGUGUCACUGUUUAAGGCUGACCUGGAGUGAGGAGGAAGUGGGAUGGAAAUAUGCAACAGGAACUGGGAACCGGAAGCACGAAUGUGCCUUCUGAAAAAGGAGUAGCCUUGAACCUAAACUAUCUGCUGUGAGGGUGGAGGGGGCGGACCCACCAUUCUCCCGAUUGUUAUACCCCGGCUAACGAUGGCAGACAGACCCACAGGCUCCCUGCAGUGAUGUCUAUACAGUGAAGUCUGGCUUUCUCUGAGGCCUGCUCGCCAUGCUGGCCCUGGGAGUAGACUAUGGCAAACCAGGAGAAGGGAGAGCUCGACCAAGAGCGACCAGAGAAGGAGGAAGAGCGAUGCCUGCAUGGCACACUCCAGCUUCAGGUGGGUUGCUGGCACGGGAGUCUGGUGUCAACAUCAAGCAGAAGAUCUCACAAUGGGAGGGGCUUAGCCAGCAGGAGGAUGGGCAUGGUGGAAAGGCCCGCUCCUCCUCGGUUUCCAGCACCCUUUCAGCUGAUGAGAGAAAUGGAGCUCUCGACAAUAAUAAAAGUGAUGUACUGUGUUCAAAGAUUAACCUUAAUAAAGUCCAAAGUUUUGGUUUGGAUUUUAGGGAAAACCAGGCUCAUCAUGGACGAAAAUCUGAACCUGAGCAAAAACGAACAUGCCUGAACAAAGUCGUAACUUCAACUCCCGUGACUAAGUCGCCCGUCCUGACUACAGCCAAAGCAACAUCUGUAAAUAUAUUGGAUGCCAGAAACCAGAAGAGCAAUAAUUGUGAGCUUAGUGAUCACUUCUCGGACUAUGAUCUUGAAGAUCCUGAUGACUCACUGCCUCCUGGGAACUUUUACACCUCUCGAGGGUUUUGGAGGAAAGUAGAGUGUGAUGACACACUCUGGAAAAAUGAGAAGGAUCACUCAUCCAUGUCCAAGCAUCUCAUUUCAGUGGAGGCUGAAAAAAGCCCUCAAAAUCUUGUCACUCCACCACCUAAACCACAACGCACAUUUGAGUACAAAGGAGCGGACAGCCCAUCUGCACAUUUGCUCAAAGAGAAAAAGCUGUCUUCUCCUGAUGGCCAAUCAAAACAGCACAGAAAGCGUGAUGUCAUACGUCCGCCCACUGGCCCACCACCACCUUGCCCUGGUACUUCCACUAAUGGAUUUUCCAGAAACAAAAAGAACAGAAAGUCCUUCGAGUUUGAAGACGUGGUUCACUGGACGGCUCAGCAGGGGUCCAGAGAGAGGGAGGCUCGGCGCUCAGGACUCUACCACGCCAGAUCUGAGGACAGCGUUUAUGAAGACAUCAUCUCGGAUGUUUGGCAGGAUAAUUCAUAUGAGGACAUCAAAUCGUCUCCUAUGUGUCUGCCCAUAAUGCGGUCUCGAAACUGGACUGUUGCACAGAGGCGGAUCCCCUGCACACCAAAGCUGCCUCCAAAACCCCUUACAUUACGAGCCAGUGGUAACAGAGUCUAUAAGGAUCUACAGUCUGUUGUGUCACCAGCUCAGCUAUCUAUCCCAAACACACCCAAACCAUCAGCACCAAAACGGGUCUACAGAACACAGCGCCAGCCACAGUAUGUGAGCAGAAUCCAGGAGAUCUUCGAGGCCAAAAGAGGAAAGAAGAGAGUAAAAAGCCAGACAAGCUCGAGCAGAGAAGAAUUGAGUGGAACAGAGAGUGAUCCAGAAGAGAGCACCAAAGGUGGAUCCAAGCGUCUGGUGUAUGUCCAGUCCACUUUAAAAAGGAGACCAGAGUAUCGCACUUUAGAGAGGGACCUCAUACAGCUACAAGAGCAACAACUCUUCCAGCUGUUUGUGGUAGUGUCACUGAGAAAACGCCCCCCUGGCAACAUGUACUACCCAGAGAUCACCCAACGGUUUCCCACCAAGUUUGAGAAGUCUUCACGGCUGUCUCGUGAGGCGGAGGACCGGUUGAAAGCCAUUCCUAAUUUCUGCUUUCCAGAUGCUCAGGACUGGAGGCCAACUGCAGAUAUCAACAGUGAGACCUUUUCUUUUGUGCUGACGGGGGAAGAUGGGACCCGCUGGUUUGGUUACUGUAGGAAAAUCUUGCCCUGUGGAAAAGGAAAGAGGCUGCCUGAAGUUCACUGCAUCAUCAGCAGACUUGGUUGCUUCAAUUUGUUUGCUAAGAUUUUGGAGGAAGUGGAGAGGAGGAGAGAGAUCUCUCCUGCACUGGUCCAACCAUUUAUGCGCAGUGUGAUGGAUGCUCCGUUUCCCGCCCCAGGACGCACCAUCACUGUCAAGAGCUUUCUACCUGGCUGCGGGAAUGAGGAACUGAAUCUGUGUCGGCCUGUGGAUUCUCGGCUUGAGCACGUGGAUUUUGAGAUUCUUCUGCAGUGUUUAAGUGUUAGCAGGCUUCUUCAGGUUUUUGCCUCUCUGCUGCUGGAAAGGAGAGUCAUCUUUAUCGCAGACAAACUCAGCACUUUAUCUAGGUGUGCACACUCGGCUUUGGCUCUGCUCUACCCUUUCACCUGGCAACACACAUUUGUACCUGUUCUGCCAACCAAUAUGCUGGACAUCAGCUGCUCUCCCACACCCUUCGUCAUGGGGGCACUGUCUCCAUGCUUGCCCCAGCUGCUGGAUUUGCCAAUUGAGGAGGUGCUCAUUGUGGACCUGUGUGCGGACAAGUUUGUUGUUCAGAUGGGAGAUGAAGACUGUAUUCUGCCCAGUAAGCUCCAAGCAGCCCUGCAGGAAGUCUUGGAGAGUCGAGAAGAGAUACUAGAACUCGGUGAAGAGGAGAGACAAAGUGAUCGAUGUGAUCUGAGUGCUCUGGUGUCUGAGGUGUUCGUGCGAUUCUUUGUGGAGCUUGUGGGCCAUUACCCGCUGCACAUCUGCGAUACAGGAUACAAUGGUGUCCGGGAGCUGAACAGAGAAACGUUUAGAAAAUCUCAUCCAUCUCGAGGUGUGCGUCAGUUCCUCCAACUCUUCAUGGAUACGCAGAUGUUCGCCGGCUUCAUCCAGGACCGUGAACUGCGCAAGGGAGUUAAGGGUCUGUUUGAAGUGAGAGCAGCAGAAUACCUCACCUCCUGUCCUGAGCCUGAACCCAGCGGAGUCAACAAAUUUCUCAAGGGACUCGGGAACAAAAUGAAGUUCUUACAGAAGAAGUGAGAGAUUGCGUAAGCUAAGAAGAAGCCAUGAGUCCUGUGCCAAACAAGAAGGAGUGCUCAGAGAGGAGAUGUGAGUCAGAGAUCACUCCAGUGAGCAUUCUUCUCAGAGAAAACUGACCAGCUGGGUGGAGCCGAGGUCGAGUCCGGACUAGACUUGUUCUGCCCUUAAAACGCCCGUGCUGGGAGCGCCUGUGCAAUUUUAUAAGGUUCAUAACUGCAAAUGGAUUUGUAGAAACAUGUCACAAAAAAAGACUGAGAGCUGGGAGCUGUCAGUGUCAUGUCAUUAUAUAAAGCCUGUGGGUUCAUUAUAGGAAGAUUCAGGAUAAUGAAGUAGCCCUUUUUACAAUAAUCCUGAUAUUUUUGGUCUUUUGUGUUACUAAAAAUAAAUAAUCGUCAUCUCCAGAAUUGUUGUCAAACUUGGUUUAAAAAAACGGGUAUGUGGCGAAUUACCAUAAUCUCGCACUGAACACGGUAAGAGAACUCUAACUUAAGUAUUACAGUAGACUUUUUCCCCUUUAGGGUGCUCAGGUGGAGCAGCGGUAAAGCACACUAGCACAACAGAGCUGACAUCUCAAACUUGUCUGUUCAAAUCUCAGCUCUGCCACCCAGCAGGCUGGGCGCCUACAAGAACAACGAUUUGCUUGUUGUUCAAGGUGCUGGAGGGGACCUCAUAACUGAUGCAUUUACGACCUCUGCUGGCUGAUUGAUGGCGCCUGCACAGACAUGAGGGAUAAUGUGAUCAGGGUAUGUCUCUCUGUACACAAAGCUGAUCCACAUAUGAACUCACCUCGUGCAGAUGAAAAAAAGCAGUUGGCUACUGCACGUGUCGGAGGGGGCGUGUGUUAGUCACUCUCCUCAGUCAGAGUGGAGGUCAACAUCAGUAUAAGGAAGCAUAAUGCAAUCAGGUAAUUAGAUACGACUAGAUUGGGAGGAAAAUUGGGGGAAAUGCAAAAAAAAAAAGAAUCCCCCUUUAUCUCCAGAUUUAGUCAUUUCCCACUCCAGAUUGUGAAUCCGCUUCCGCCUGCACAACACCCGAUCUAAUCAAGGAGCGCCAGAUCACCACACACCACCUACGACGUGUCCAAUCUGCAGCUGCUUCUUAUCACUCGCCAGUGUUUGGUUCCCACACAGAGCCGUAUCACAUACAGAGAGCCACUGUAGACUCCAUGUGCCUCCCCCAACCCCUACUCAAGCAGGCGCCCGGACCACUCACGGAGAUCGCAUAUUAUAUUAUCAUUUCAUAUUAAUGCCCAUGGUCUUGGAAUCGGAUCUCCAACAAGCUGAUGGUUUAGUAUUCACAUGUGUUGAGCCAUAUAGUGUUAGUUUACUUUGCAAUUAUAUUUCAGUGUGAGAUUAAGCUAAUUGACUAUAGUAACAGUUUAUGGUCGCUUUUAUCAAUGUUAACAAGUGUGGAAACAAUUGGGAGAGUGACUCUAUGUUCAGAUAUUUUUUUCACCAUCCAAAAGCUUUCCGAACUGGAAAGUAGUAUUUUAGAUUACAGUUUAAUAAAAAGAGGUGUUUUCAUCUCUUUAAAAGUUAGGUAUUUAUAAUUUCUCUGAGGCACACUGUUCAUGCUUCACAGUAGAUUUUUAUGUAUCUUAAAUGUGUAAUUUUAAUGCUCAAAAUCUGUUGGGGUUGUUUUUUUUAACAGAUUACAUGUUUGUGUGGAUUAAAAUUUUCCAUUAUAAAAAUGCUUUUACAUUUUAUAUGCUACCGUCCUGUUUGAUUGCUCUGCAUAA